GGUCGAAACGCGAGUGCUUGUCGCGGGUAUUGUUGCGUAAAAAAAUCGUUAUUUUCACCCGGAAAACGGCUCCGGACCGGGACGAAAGUGUCGCCGAUCGAAUUGGCCACCGGAUGGGCGAAUGCGAGUGCGUGCGUGCGAGAAAAAACAACCGGAAAUGUAGAGAAAAUCAACGUUUUCCUGUCCCCCGCCGUGCAGUGUGUGUAUAGCAAAAAAAAGUGAGACCAGUCCAGAGAGAUCAAAGGAAGCGAAAAAAAAAAGAAGUGAGAAAGCAUAAUGUUGUCACUUGUGUGAGGAUAUAAUCGUGUAUUUUACGGAUUAUUUCGUGUUUUGGAGCAAAGCGGCAAAGGUCUUCCGGAAUCUGAUAGAACUGGUUGUUCCGACGGAGUGUCGUUUGAUUUUUCGACGUAAAGGCUUUUAAAGAUUGCACAUCCAGUGAGUGAAUCGAAUGUUGUGAGCACAGCGGGCGCAAUGUGAUGAGGUUUAGCAGGAAAACAGAAAUUUAACCAAACAAUGUUUCUCCAUUGGAAGUUGAACCGAUGAAAAGCAGUGAAUCCGAGUUGGGUACGUACAUUCGUUGGUGGCGGUAUAGUUCAAAACUCGACGUAAAAAGCUAAAGCUAAGGCAAAAGCUGUUAGAGGAAACAAAAAAAAACCGAAGAAUUUCUACCGCAACAAAAAAGAAGAAGCGAAGAGUAAUCGUGAGGUAAAACCUUGGUGAAAAAUUGCUGUUUUUACUGGCUGCAUGUCAAAACCUUCGUUCGUGUGUGUCACAGCAGCAGCAGCAGCAGCAGCUGUCUUAAUGUUUCUGUCCAGUUUAGUACGGCUCGGUCUCGGUCAGUGGUGAGACAAAACAGUAAUUAGAAAAAAAGAAACAUUCAUUACUCUGUGGGGCAUAAACGAAGAAGAAUUCUAUUCAAUAAAAUUAUUGAAGGUAGCUUAAAUAAGAGGAUAAAUUGCAACUGGCAACUUAUAGUGUAGAAGUGCGAUUUUGUGUCAGUGUUAGUGAAAGUGUUAGUACCGUUCGAACGUCACUGCUGCUGUGGAUGUCAAAGUGUAUGGGUGUCGGUUAGUGGGAGAAGAAAAAUCAUCUGAAUGAAGAAAAAAGUAGAAAAAAGAUAAUAAAGAUUGCUCUCGAGCAGGCAAGCAAGCAAGCAGUGGAGCAAGAAGAAAACAAAAUUGGAAAGGUAGGAGGAAUAUCUACUCCCUCACUUCUCGUGUCGCCUCCGUCAAUCAUCAAUCAAUUUGUAAUUUGCCUACCGACAACACAGCGAACGAACCUGGGCGGGCAAUAAUACGGACGGUGCGGGGUAGCGUUUCCGCAUGCGGCGGCGCCUCUGCCUGCUGUCUGUGCCAGUGCCAGUGCCAGUGUGCGACGUAGUCUACUGAGGCCACCAGCCAGCCAAUCCGUUGGACGCGGACACGGACGAACGGUUGGUUGCCGCUUCGGUACACGGCUCCGAAUAAGCUUACCUUCUGCGCGGCGACGGUCAAGCAAGCAAAUUCAACUUCAACGAUCUUAAUCAAAUAAGACGUCAUCCAGUCCCGCCGCCUCACCACCAGUCGCGUCACGCCAUCAUCAACAAAGUUGCGUAAAUGAAGCCCAUCAAUCCAGGGCUAGACCAUUCCGUCUAGUUUGUGUGCGUGUGUGUGUACGUGUGCAGUGUCGGUCCAGCGAACUGGCGCUUCCGGUAGCGAACAUCACCACCCCGGUUGUUGACCUUGCGCAGCGAAACGGCCACCAACAACGGCCAACGGUUAGGGGUCUCACCUGGGGUGCUAGGUUCGAUCUUGAGGGGCUAAUAUGGCCACACCGCCAACCGAGGGAGAAAUCAGAGUGGGUCCCGGCCAUCAGGCAACAUUACCAGAUUAUCAACCAAUUGAAAACUACCGCUCCGAGGACGAUGAAGAUCGCGACUUAGAGGAUCCUAGAUGGACCCCCGGUAUCUACAUUGACAAUGAUCUGUUGAUGUACCUGACCGCUGCUCGUUCAAUUUCCGCGUUUCAGGGCAUGUGCGAGGAGGAUGGUUGUAUGGCAGCUAGUCGCGACGAUACUACGAUAAAUGCAUUUGAUGUUUUACAUGAUUCUGGUUAUGACGCCGGGAAAGCGCUAGAAGCCCUACUAAAGUGCCCGGUAACGAAGGGAAUCGACAAGAAGUGGACUGAAGAGGAAACCAAACGCUUCAUCAAGGGAUUACGUCAGUUUGGAAAGAAUUUUUUUCGCAUUCACAAGGAUUUAUUGCCUCAUAGAACUACGCCCGAACUAGUGGAAUUCUACUACCUGUGGAAGAAGACACCGGGAGCAAACAACAAUCGGCCGCACCGCCGUCGAAGGGCGGGCUCUCUGCGAAGACGCAACACGCGUACCAACAGUAAUGCUAGCAGCAACAACACGCCGCCGAACAGUAACAAGAAAGAAGCAACACCGGAACCGGCCGUGACUGAAUCAUCGCGUCCAUCACCCGUGUCCAAGGAGGAGAAUAGCUCCGUUACCGAGGACGACAUCAGCGAGUGCGAUAGCGACUCGAGUGCCACCAAGGCAAUUAAGGAGAGCGCAGCGGCUGCCGUAGCAAUAGCAGCAGCAUCAGUAGCGGCCGCGGCAGCAGCAGCCGCUGGAGCAACCACGGCUUCGGCAGCGGCAGCAACAGUGGGAGGAGGGGGUGAAACGGGUGAGGAUUCACCGUCGAGGAUGAGAACUCGCCAGAAACCGACUGCGAAAGAGCAGCAACAACAGCAACAAGUGAACUCCAACAAUAACGCUUCCACCGGUGGAAAACGUCCCAAGCGUGGUGGAACGGAGACACCAGAGACGACGCCAGUCGACAGUCCCAAGACACCGAGCAAAAAGGAGGAAUCCUCAGGGAAGGGCCAGAAAGGCAAAAGCAGAACGGAGACUCCCAGCAAGGGCAAGAAACGUGCCAAUGAGUUGGAUCCGGACGGAGGAAGCGAUGAGAAAGACAGCCAAAAGCGAAAGCGGGUGGAUAGCCCUGCCGAAAGUUUCACCACUGACAGCCGACCUGGAUCAGUGUUGGAUGAAGCGGAAUCCAACAGCGAAGCAGCUACGGAAGUUAGCAUUAAUGUUAGCGCGGCAGCAGCGACGCCAACGGCUCCCUCCUCUAAGGAGGAGGAAAAGGAUCCCCUUUCGCUGGGUCCUACCGCCGAACCGAUGGCAACGGAAUCUCCUGAAAGCAGUAACCCCGCAUCGACAAUUACCAAGACUGGUGAAGACAAAGAUGAAGACGGAACGGUUACGGCCGUUGCAGCAGCGGUUACAGCAGCCUUACCGACGGCGGCUGAUGCUGCGAAGCUACCCGAAACGGAAGACAUCACUCCACCUUCGACGGCAACGACAACGCCGGUAGCAACACCUGCUCCUGCAACGGUACCCACGCCUGAAGAUGCAAUGGCUGCCAUUCCAACUGCUGGCGUUGAAGAACCACCAGAAAAAGCAUUGGAAACAUCUCCGCCCGCGGCAGCAGCCAUCACUGCACCGGCAGAACCAUGUAAUGUGGCUGUUCCACCUGGACUAAUUCCUUCCGUGCCUGGACAAGCUCCCAAUGAACAGGAGAUGCUCUCUAAACUCGCAAACAUGAAACAAGAAAUAAAUGCACAAAGCGGAGCUAAUUUGCCACCAGAAUUUAACACGAAAGACGUGUUUAUAAAGAAAGAACCAGGCGAAGAGAUUGCGGAAAACCAGCAACCGAUCAUCGAACAGCCGCAGGAUUUGAAACUAAAGAUCGAAGUCAAAUCGGAGGCAAAACUGAUGAGAGAGCCGGAUCCUGGACAUACAGAUACACCCCCGGAGAAUAAGUAUGAUCCGGAGAACCUAGCAAUGAAACCAGUAUAUGAGAGUCAUAUCAAGUAUGGACCAGUCGAUGAUGGUAUGAAAUAUGGUGAUUUGAAGUACAGUCAAAGUCAAUCAGCGGAAAAUGCGAUGAAGUACGGUCAAGAAGAACCAUUAGAGUAUGACAUGAAACGAUUCAUGGAACCAGGAAAGUAUCCUCCACAGGAUAGUGCACUGUCGAUGAAGAUAGCACCACAGUCUGUACAUCCAAAUUCCGGUCAAGGAGUACCUCCAGAUGGUCAACUGCCUAAGGGUUAUUCACAAGAGUUAGUGGGCUUGAAUAUGAAAUAUCCCCCAGUGGAAGAACGAACCAAGUUUGCACAGUCCCCAGCAUCGGACAAUGGGGCGCCGCAGGGUUUGCCGCUGAUGCCAAAGAGUCACUAUCCGGACCAGUUGGGCAUGCUGCGGCAACAAUAUGAUCCGAGUGGAAUGAUGAAGUUUGAACCGAUGGGAAAGUACCAGGGGCCACCUCCACCGUUCGGUCUACCUGGAAAUCAAUCCCAUUUGCAUCAAGGUUCCUCAUCGCAUAAUCAACCUCCGGGUGCUCCGCAACAGCAACCCCAAGAUCUAAAGUAUCUGCCACCGGACACAAUGUCAGGUAUGAAGAGCAGCUUUUCGGCAGACAAUCUUAUGAAAAGUUCCACUUAUUCGCCUCUUGCUGAUCAAAAUCCGUUGGAUGUUUCAGCGACUUCUCGGAUGGCAGUUACACCGAAUCAGGAUAGCCAAGGAAGCAACAGUAACAACAGUAGCUCUCAACCACCACUACAUGCUAGUAUAGCAUCGCCACAGUCUGGACCACCACUCAACAUGCCUCCUAGCGGCUAUACCGGUCAUCCAGGAAUUGUAAAUCCUGGUCUAAUGCCCGGCAGUCAUCAGUCGCUCAUGGGUUCGUCAAAUUCUCCCGUGCCGACAUCUCAACCGAAUCACCUAUCACAAACUUCGCAACCAGGUGGACCUCUUGGGUCACAACAACAGCAAGGGGGACCUCCACCGUCUCACUCUUCCCACCCAUCAUUACAAGCAGGACCGCUGCCUCCGGCAACAAUGCAGUCCCAACAGCAACAACCACCUCACAUGUUACCAAAUAGCAGUUUACCAUCUCACGUACCGAGUAGUCCAUAUCUCUCCUCCUCUCAUCGGCAGCCACCGCCCCCGUCAGAAAACUCACGUCUUCAACAAAGCACGCCCACGUCGAGCACAGCAUCGACACCAACCUCUGCGGCUCAAUCCCAAUCUCCAGCACCAAUGCGUUCUGCAGAUCAACCUCAUCCGCGGGACUUACCUCCAACAAGAGCAUCUCCAAUAAACUCUCUACUACAGGGUGUCCAUCCGCCCCAUGGAAUGUUAUCGCAUCCUCUUCCACUGCAUCUUGGACACCCAGGAAUGCAACUGCCACCUCAUCAUCCAGCACAUUUAACCGGUCCUCUGGGCCAUGCAGGUUUGCUGCCACCAAGCUUGGGUGGUCCAGCUGGUGCACUGCCCCUUCUCGGGGGUCCUACACCGUCUGCCUUGGGUAGUCUGAUGGAAGUAGCAGGAGCCGGAAGAAGAUCACCUUCCGUAUCGUCCAAUAAUCCACCCGGCCAUCAUCCGCCGACAUCGCUCCAUCAGCCUAGUCCUUUGGCUCAAUCGCCCUCCACGCCAACAGCCCCUUCCAGUCUCAGUCGUUCGAGUCCAAGUGUACAACAACCUGGUGGUCCCGGUUUUCCGUCCUCCCUUCAUCACCGAUCCAGCUCACCGGCCAAUUCUGUUAACUCCAGCCUUAGCCGAGCUAGUCCGAUGCAUCUAAGUCAUCAUCAACCCGGAUCUUCGGCGGCAGUUGCUGCAGCCGCGGCAGCAUCAGCGGAACGUGAUCGUCAGAUUAUGCGCCAACAAUCACCGCAUAUGACACCCCCGCCAUCGUCGUCGGCAUCGACUUCCUCGCUCAUCUCUAGCCCAUUGAGCAAAAUGUAUAGUCAAUCCGGACAGCGAUCACCUCCACCGAACCAUCCCUUCAGACCGGGAGCUUCGCCGCCGGUUAUACGACAUCCUCAGAUGCCACUGCCACUUCAAAUGACUGGUCCGAUACCGGGAAUGCCCGGUUCAGUAAUGCAUCCCUCUCAAGCAUAUCCGCUAGUUCAUCCUUCAUUGUACAAUCCUCAUCACCACAAUCCAUUCUUCGCACCGUAUCCAUACGGACCGGCGUACGGUCCCGGUUUCUCUUACAUGAAACCAGCGGGAUCACCCUUAGACAAUCCGAUGCUGCACGGUCAUCCAACAAGCAUUCCGCCGCCACGACCAGAGGAUUCCCAAAUUCAUGGUAAUGCUCACGACAAAAACAAGGGCAGCUCAUCCAAGCCACCACAAAACUCUUCUUCGUCCUCGUCAAUUUCCGGAUCCGGCUCGAAAACACCCGGUUCGGUCGGAGGACCAAACAAUACUAACAGUAGCAAUAGCCAAAGCAGCAGCGGUCCUGCCGGUGGACCAUCACCUAGCAAUUCGGGUCCACCCGGUGGACCACUUAGUGGGAGUCCAUUCCAGAAUGCUCCCCAUCAUCCGUCACCAUACCCACCAGGACCACACAAUCCCUUCAUCGAGAACCAGUUGCAGGUCAGUGGGAAAACCAGUCACAUGGAUGCACUGCGAGCGCAUGCUCAUGCAGCAGCCGGUGGGGUAGGUCUAGGACCACCCCCGGGACACCCGGGUCAUCAUCCUGGGCACGGACCUCCAGGGCCCGGCCAUCAUGGACCUCCGCAUCAUUCUCAUCCAAACGAACCGGUGCAUAUCGAGACGCUGGACAUCGAUCCUGAUCCAGAACCGCCUUCUCCAGUGCACGAUGUCAACCGAGGUCCAAGCCCAGAAGCAAAACCCGACGAUACCGAGUGUCACCGCUCACAAUCCGCUAUCUUUGUUCGUCGAUGCGAUCGAGGGGAUUACAACUCCUGCUGUCGUACGGACUUGGAGUUCAAACCUACACCUGACUCGAAGCUGGCUCGCAAACGAGAGGAUCGUGAUCGCAAGCUGGCCGAAAAGGAGCGUGAGCGAAAGGCGCAGCAAGUGCAACAACAGCAGCAGCAAGCAGCACAGCAACAGCAGCAGCAACACCAGCAGCAGCACCAGCAACAGCAAGCAGCGGUUGCCGCAGCGCAGGCAGCACAACAGCAACAACACGGGAAACCACCGGUUGGACCUGGCGGGCUGGGCGUUCCGCUCGGACAUCCGUCGCAUCCCGCGUCGCAACAACCGCAGAUGAAACCAGACAUCAAACCAUAUCCGGAUACGCCUGCUUUGCGCCAGCUCUCGGAGUACGCUAGGCCUCACGUUGGUUUCAGUCCGGUGGAAACGAUGGUACCAUCACCAUAUCAUCCACUUUACAAUAGAGAAAGGGACAUCUUUUUUAGGGAGUUUGACGAUCUCAAGAACCAGCAAGCCAUGGGCCCAUCUCGUUUGGAACCACACUGGAUGGAAUACUAUAGGAUGAGGGGCAUGCACCCGUCACAGUUUCCUGCAUUGUACGGUAAUCCAGCCGCCCUGGCGCAGCUGGAGCGUGAACGAAUAGGCUUGCCGCCACAUCCCAUUGGGCUAGAUCCGGCCGAUCCGAUGUUGCGAUUGGCUGGUGAAUAUCACGCUCACUCCCAUACGCAUCUGCAUUUGCACUCGCAACAGCAGCAAGACACGGCGGCGGCAGCGGCAGCGGCCGGUUUCCAACUACCACCGAACGUUCAACCGUACCCGCGACCGAACAUCCUGAUGCCGCGGGAUCCCCACUCGGAAGUGCUUUUGCGCAUGUCCUAUGAUCCGCUACAGCAGGCCGCUGAGUUCCAGCGUCAAAGUGCAUUAGACCGUGCCCACUCACUGCAUGAGCAGUAUCUUAGACAACACGAGAGAGAAAUGAAAGUAAGAGCACUGGAAGAGGCGGCACGUGGCGGUAAACAUUGAAAAUCCCGUUUGUGAAAGACAGUAGCAAGUGAACAUAGUGAGAGAGACAGAGAAAAAAAGAGUACCAAGUGGAGAUAGUCAGAAAUUGGACAUAACUGUUGUACACAUGUGUGUUUGCGUCUGCCAGAUAGAACAAUAUGCGUGCAUGCUUGUAAAUGCAUACAGUUUGGGGAAAAAGAUCAAGAAAAAACAAGCGGCAGCGAAUUUAGACCCUGUGCGACGACGGCAGCGAUUAUCACAUUUACGUCUAUUUGAAAAAGUAUCCGAGAUUGGUUGAUACCGGAGCGAACUACACAAGCGGCAGUGUUCCGUUUAAACAAUUUUCGUACGUAUGAAUUCAAAUAUUCUGCAAACUUAGAAAGCUCAUUCCUUUAUCCAAAAAUGUACGAACUCGACGGAUUCACUUUUCACAAAUAAUUUAAUUUUGUUGUUGAAUGAAAUAACUUGUUGGCAUUAGGUAUAAAAGAACUGGAGUUUUUUUGAACAGUUAGAGCAUGAAACCAAUCACUUCUCGAAAACCGUUGUUGAAAAUACUCAAUUGGAUUUCUGUGUUAUCUCAGCAACGUUGUCGUCAUGGUCUAUUCCCGCUGCAGUACGACGGUAACGAAGCACUGCAUUCGUAUUACAAUUCGAUACGCCGUUUGCACUGGAUCUAAAUCAAAGAAUAGUUAUGACAACCAACCUUACUGUAGAAAAUUACCAUUGAUAAUACAAACUAUACAAAAAAAAAAACACAUUUAAAACAUUUAACGUGAGAAGCUAAAAUGUAAGCAAACAAAAAAAAUCAUUUAUAUAAUUGUAUAAAAGUGGUAGAUAGUAAGUAGAUUCGUACAUAUAUAUAUUUUAUAUUUAUAAAGCCGACUUAAGCAAAACAAGUCUUUCUCCACGAUAUCGGACACCGGCCAAGUCGCGCACUGAUUGAUCGCGCGUCGGGCUGGCUUAUCUGGGGCCGCCGCGCCGGUAAGAUUUUGACCGUCGUCGUUUCGUGUACUGCCAUUUUCGCGCAGCUUUCGCGAAAACAAACCUAAACAGGCGGCUGCACAUACUAACAUAAAUAAAAGCAUAACAAACAAACAAACAAACCAACAAAAAAAAAACUAUAAUCUAAAGUUUUGCUCCUAAAUUUAAGAACAAUUUUCGAAACUUCUGAAUGUCUAUAUUCGUACGUCGAAGCAAGCAGCACCCACUAAAAAUAAGCGAUUGUGUAUAGUAGAAUGAAUUUUAGUUUGUUUUUUUUCUGUUUUAGUUUUCGAAUUUGUUAGCAGGGCCAAAUAAUUUCGGAUGAGAUUUGUAAGUUAGCUUUUUGGUCACACCACCAAGAGCUUUCCAGUGAGUUCGAGCAUUUCUCGAAUGACGAAUUUGAUGCAGAGUGCAGCAGUGGUGCUGAGAAGGAUAGUGACUGUUAAGAACUCCUUUCUCUCACGUGCAGUACUUACAUUACAUCUCCGCAAACUUUUAAAUAUAAUCGAAUGCAUUUUUUGUAAGUCACGCGGAACAGAUGUAUUUCGAAAGUACCUCUUAGUCUUUUCUUCGUUUUUUUUCCUGCUAUAUAAGACAGCUUGUAGCCAGCUUAGUAGAAUUCCGCAAUUUCGAUUGUUUUACUCUUUAAUAAAUUAGUAUUAUUCGCCAAACAACUAGUAACGCAACGUUGCCUGAACUCUGUUCGUUUGAGUUCAAAUUAUGAAUUUUCCAUCUGCUAAGGAUGAUAAUCUAAAAUUAAAGUGAAGCGCAAAAGAAUAAACCGUAGAACCUAGGGUAAAAGCUUUCGACGACAAGGCCAAUCCCAAACUGUAAGAAAAAACCGUGUAAGGGUACAAUUUUUUGGUGACAACCGCGCGCGUUCAUCGAACAUGAUGUUCCGACAAAUACCUUUGUGUACAAGAGGGAGAUCGCAAGGAAAAAAAGGAAUAACAUUAUAAAUAACGAUGGUAUAUUAUUGAUGAUUAAGUGACGGAUAAAACAAUUAUAUAGUGAAUAGAGAAGGGCAAACAGAAUCAUUGAUCUUAUAUUAAAACAAACAUAUUUAAUUAUUGAAUAGUAAUUAUAUUGAUAAAACUAUAUUACUGGAAAACACAACUCAAGUGGAAAUAUAAAAAUAGUGAUGAUAAAAUA
Messenger RNA from Sabethes cyaneus, 9870 nucleotides. RefSeq names its product arginine-glutamic acid dipeptide repeats protein (gene Gug). The transcript has 17 exons. The record is from RefSeq and is a predicted model, not a curated record. Gene Ontology annotation, cellular component: nucleus. NCBI's taxonomy places the organism in Eukaryota, Metazoa, Arthropoda, Insecta, Diptera, Culicidae. Gene Ontology annotation, molecular function: transcription corepressor activity. Bases 1804 to 7758 code for a protein of 1984 amino acids.